GGAUCCCCGCGGGGGGUCUUGUCACCAAGUGAGCUGUCAGUAGCCAGUAGCUGCGUCUGGUGUGGCCUUCGUCCCGCCUUUCGGAAGUACCCCCUCCUUCCGGGGCGGGCCAAAGGAGGCCGCUUCCGGGAGCCGCGCCGUUGCCACGACGACGAAGUUCCCGGCAUGCCUCGCGGCGGCGGGCUCAUGGCACCUGGGUUGCGACCACUUCUGCUGCUCGCGUUCUGGAUGCUGGCGUCUUCCGCCCGUAGUCCCGCGGAGGCGAACGACGGAGGAUGGCCGCGGUAUGGGCCGGGGGCACCGGUGGCCGUGGCGGAGGAGGAACGCUGCACGGUGGAGCGCCGAGUGGACCUCAGCUACGCCGAGUUCAUGCAGCACUACGCCUUCUCCAGACCUGUCAUUCUGCAAGGGCUCACAGACAACUCGAGGUUCCGGGUCCUGUGCUCCCGUGAAAGGCUACUGGCCUCUUUUGGGGACAGCGUGGUCCGGUUGAGUACUGCCAACACCUACUCCUACCGGAAAGUGGAUCUGCCCUUUCAGGAGUAUGUGGAGCAGAUGCUGCACCCUCAGGAUCCCCUCUCCAUGGGCAAUGACACCCUGUACUUUUUCGGGGACAACAACUUCACUGAAUGGGCAUCACUCUUUCGGCACUACUCUCCACCUCCAUUUGGUCUGCUAGGUACCACUCCUGCUUAUAGCUUUGGAAUUGCAGGAGCCGGCUCUGGGGUGCCCUUCCACUGGCAUGGUCCCGGGUUCUCGGAGGUGAUCUACGGCCGCAAGCGCUGGUUCCUGUACCCCCCUGAGAAGACACCAGAGUUCCACCCCAACAAGACCACGCUGGCCUGGCUCCGGGACACAUACCCGGCCUUGGCACCAUCUGCACGGCCCCUGGAAUGCACCAUCCAGGCUGGUGAGGUGCUGUACUUCCCUGACCGGUGGUGGCAUGCCACACUCAACCUCGACACCAGUGUCUUCAUCUCUACCUUCCUCAGUUAGCCAAAGGAAGGGGGUAGCUGGCGAACCUGUUGCACACCAGCACACGCCCCUAUAGUGCUCACAGAUUUUAUUACAGGGACAGUGGUGGCAGCAGCAGCCUCAGCCCCUCACCCACUAUUUCUGGUCUAUAAGAGGGAUGAGUGGAGACUCAUGGCCCAGAAGAACUGAUGGGGGUGGGAUGGGGACACCAGCGCAGAGAUCCAGGGACAUAAACUAUGUACAGAGGCUAAAGGCUACUGCCCUAAGGCCCUACUGUGCCAGGGUACCAGGCAAGGCAGGGUGAGUGACCCAUGCAUUUGCCCUGCCUCAGUAGUCCUCCACCCAGCCAUUCUCGGAGAUGAAUGCAUCGAUGACCUCUUUCAUGGCCAGGUUGGGGAUGAGCUGUUCCUGGGUCAGGGGACUCCGAGUCACAGGGUCAAAAUGGCCCACACGCUGCAGUGACAACAGGAUCAAGAUUAGAAUAUGUUCAGUGGGUGUGGGCCGUGCUCCCAACUCCUAUGGGCUCUCACCUGCAGAUGCUCCUCGAUGUCUUUGCGGUCAUAGGUGAUGCCACUGGGUGUGAUGCAGGGCUCCCGCAUCAGCUCAAAGCUGAUCUUGCCACACAGGUAGUCGGGGAUGUCUCGCUUCUGCAGCACACAGGGUCAGGUCAGGGACCAGGAAAGGAUGCUGCUCUGGCUCCUACCCACAGACCCCAGAGGAAAGCCAGCUCACCUUUCUCUUCUCGUCCACCUGGGAGAAGAGCUCAUCCAUGUCUGCCAAGUACUUGUCCUGCAAAGAGCCAAGCAGCUUCACAUGGGUCUAACACCCCAACUCCCUUCCCCAGGCACUGGCACACACAGACCCAACUGGAGCCAGGGGCACCUCACACCACAUGCGUGCAAACACACACAGGACCCACGCUUGGGCCAGGGCACCCUCACAUGCUUGGCCUCAAUGCAGGCCUGCUGGGCUCGGAUGUGGCUAUCAUCCUCAUCACCCUCAUGGUUCCGCUGACACUCUUCCAGCUCCCUGGGGGGUCAACCAAAAGCUGAUCAGGAGUGGGUCUGGCCAGGAGAGGUCAGACUCCACUCCAACCUUGAGUUUAUUCAGGCCUUGUUCCCCUCCAUCCGCUGCUUACCAGUUAGCCUUCAAUAAACACUUGUGACUCACAGUUAA
This is a messenger RNA of Vicugna pacos (alpaca), 2151 nucleotides long. It is a transcript of the gene JMJD8, whose product is annotated as jumonji domain containing 8. Gene Ontology annotation, cellular component: nucleus. Gene Ontology annotation, molecular function: cis-regulatory region sequence-specific DNA binding. The record is from RefSeq and is a predicted model, not a curated record. Lineage: Eukaryota; Metazoa; Chordata; Mammalia; Artiodactyla; Camelidae.